Messenger RNA from Naegleria fowleri, 1263 nucleotides. RefSeq lists its product as uncharacterized. Gene Ontology annotation, molecular function: phosphatase activity. The transcript has 4 exons. The coding region runs from base 1 to 1263 and encodes 420 amino acids. Lineage: Eukaryota; Heterolobosea; Eutetramitea; Acrasida; Naegleriidae. Gene Ontology annotation, biological process: dephosphorylation. The record is from RefSeq and is a predicted model, not a curated record.
AUGGGUGAACUGAUUCAAGUUCAAGUCGUUUCACGGCAUUGUGAUAGGACAACCAUUCAUGAAAAUGAAUACAUUCCAAACGAUCGAUUUGAUUGGUAUUCACAAUUAGGUUUAGCUGGCGGUCAACUGACUGGUCUAGGUCAACAACAAUGUGUCAAGAUGGGAGAUGUUUUGUACAAUCGAUAUUUACAUCCCUCUUCCAGUAAUAGAAUUAGGGGAAUAUCCUCAAGUUAUAAUCAAACUCAAUUUCAUUUUAGGUCAACCGAUUAUGACAGAACUCUCAUGUCUCUUUUUAGUGUGAGUAUGGGGUUAUUUAAACAGGGAAGUGGUAGUUUAGCUAUCAUUAAUAAUGAAGAGCCAAAUUUAGGAUUUUCAUUGCCUAAUGGAACUCAAGCAAUUCCAAUUCAUACUGAAACAAAGGAUAUGGAUGCGCUCAUUCGAGGAUUUGAAUUGUGUAACACUGUUCAAUCAAGAAUGAAACAAGUGGAAGAGGGACCAGAACAAACCAAAAUUCUUAAUGAAUAUCGAACAUUUAUUGAUCAAUUAUAUAAUGUGACAGGAUGGCACAAAAGAGACUCUGAAUUACAUAUUUUGUUUGAUUUAUUACUCACACAACGUUCUCAUCAAGCACUAAAUUUGGAAUGGGUGUUAAAUAAUUGGGAAACAUUGGAAUCUCUUCGAGAUAAAUUAUUGAGACUCAAAUUCAGUUAUGCAACGAUUGGACGGGAAGGAUGUAGUAAUUUUCAUAAGACUUUAUUGGAACAAAUUAAGUCACAUAAGGACAAGUAUAUUCACUACAGUGCUCAUGAUACUACCAUACAAGCACUUGCAGCAAGUUUAAAACUCACACAAGACUAUGAAUUUAUGGGAGCUCAUCCUCCUUACGGUUCCAACAUGGUAUUCGAAUUGCAUCUUCUUGAAAAUAACAAGAAAGCUAUCCGUGUCGUCUACAAUCAUGGAUAUAAUGAUAGUAGAUUUACACCACUCAAACUUUCCAGUUUUGGAUGUUCACAAGAGUUUUGUGAUUUGGAUGUUUUUGAAAAAUUAUUACAAGAACAAUCCAUCACUACCAAUUGGUGCAUUGAUUGCAAUAGCCGAGAUCGAGAAGUAUGUUGUGGAAAGUUCAAUAAGGGAGACAAUGAUAUUGCCAUUGCUUUUGUGUCCAUUACACCCAUUCUUGUGGUGUCUAAUUUAGUGACCAUGUUGAUUUUGUUGGUGGUUUGUUUAAAGAAUAGAAGGAAGUAUGGAUAUCAAGGAGUGUGA